Dracunculus medinensis (Guinea worm) is the source of this 426-nucleotide messenger RNA. The record is from the annotation of a GenBank genome assembly. Lineage: Eukaryota; Metazoa; Nematoda; Chromadorea; Rhabditida; Dracunculidae.
AUGGCGAAUAAAUAUUUAUCCGUUGUAAAGAAAGCUUACGACACAUAUCGUGCAAUCCAGGUGAUUUCCGCAUCAGAAGGUCGCGUAAAAAUUGAAUUUCAAGUUGCUGAAGAACAUUUAAAUCCAAUGGGAACAUUACAUGGAGGAUGCACAGCAACACUUGUCGAUAUUGUUACGUCAACCGCCUUGUUAGCGACAGAAAAAGCAAAUCCCGGUGUUUCUGUUGACCUUUGCAUUUCGUAUUUGUCUGCUGUAAAACUCGGUGAAACGAUUAUAAUUGAUGCAAGUGUAUUGCGUUCAGGCAAAAAUUUAGCAUACACACGUGCUGAUGUGUUAAGAAAAAGUGAUAAUAAGUUGCUUGCUACUGCUUUACAUACAAAAGCAUUCCCACUUAUAUCGCAAAACAAUCAAAUUAAAACCAAUUAA